Molecule: messenger RNA, 1776 nt
Organism: Dicrocoelium dendriticum
Lineage: Eukaryota; Metazoa; Platyhelminthes; Trematoda; Plagiorchiida; Dicrocoeliidae
Source: the annotation of a GenBank genome assembly
AGCAUUAAUGACCUAAUCGCAAAUCAAUGGAGUCAAGUUGGAUUGACAUUUUGAUCGAUAGGGCCAAGUCCAAGAUAGAUUCUAUCACCGAAAUCUGGACCUCCAUUGGUAUCGAGGGUCCGCUCCUCGAAGCUCGCAGGGAAACCCUGUCGGCGCAUCUGCUAUCAAUGUUGGACGCAAUGUAUGACGAAGAACUAGUCGCCAAGCGAUCGAUCUCAAACUCGAUCAAGAGUUUGAAGGUUCAAAUUGAAGAAUUAGAACUUGAACUUGGCUUUUCCCCCCAACGUCUUUCAGAAUCUUCAAGUUUGGUGCUCACCGAAAAGCACCUACAUGAUCGCUUCAAAAUUUUGGAGGAAAAAGCAGCCGUCAUAACGAAAACCUACGAAGCUCUUCGUAGGGAAGAAGAGUCAUUAGCUGCUAGGUUAGAUGAAUCAACUACCGUUAUCGUCUUUGCUCAUGCACCCAACCGUGACCAGUUACGUGCUUUGAAGCUAAAUAUUGAUAAUUUGACGUUAGAGAAGCGUGCUCGGCUUCUGAAACUCUCAGAACUCCGGCGCGAUAUAUUAAGCGCUGAUUCCGCGGCCAGUCUGUCACAUUUGUCAAAAUACGACCUAAUUUCUCGUCUGAAAGCGGAUGACGCACUGGAAGUCGUUUCGCUCUCCAAAAGUUUUCUGAAAGAGCUUGAAGAUCUCCGGAAUCACUGUGAAGUCAUACUGCAAGAAUUACGGCUACAGUGUGAUGCUGUGUCUGCUGACGUUGCAAAACUCGCCAAUCGGUUGAAUCUAGAACACUCUGAAUUCUUGGACCUUGAUCAACCGACAUCCUCACACUUUCUAACUCAGCUUCGCGCUGAGUUUGAGCGUUUAACGGAGUUGCGCCGUCAAAAUCUGUCGGUGUUUAUACAAAACUGCCGUGCUGAAUUGCAAGAGCUUUGGGACAUUUGCCUUCUGGGCGCCGACGAUCGUGAUGCGCUUCUGGUCUUGGACAACGGUGUGUACACCGAGGCUGUGCUCGAACGCCUGGAGGCCGAGAUUGCACGCUUACGAGAUUACUAUGAUAUACAUCGAGAUCUGUUUGAAACUCUGGACUCCUGGCAGACCGCGUUGUUAAACUUUCGGGAAGCUGAGCUCAAAAAGAAAGAUCCUGCGGUGCUCAAAAAUCGUGGUGGGAUUCUUUUAACCGUGGAAAAGCAAUACAAACAAUCCCAACGUGAUUUGAAGCGCUGUGACACGCUUAUUCAACAGCUGACCGAUGAUCCUCUGCACAAGAAUAUCAGUAUCCAUGGGAUGUCCGUAACAGCCUAUUUAGAUUCUGUUCGUCUACAGCACGAACAUUGUAAAGAGAAUAAGCGAAACCAACCCAAGGGACCGCAGUCGAAACGUAACGGGAAUACCCCUCGUACUCCGCUCACCAAACGGCCCGGGAACAAAGCAAUUCACAAUGAUAGUAAGCUUAGCAACGCUUUAUCGAAUCCCAAGAAGCCUCGACUAGAUGCAUCUGGGUUUCAUCCGUCGCCACUACCUAGCCAUCACUUUUGUAUUCUUCACAAAACAGGCUGUUCCAACCGGUACUCCAUCACAUCGGUUUCUCAUCCCUGGUGCUGGAGCUUCCAGAUCGGCUAGGAAACCCGGCGGCAUGACCUCGACGCCCAGAAACUCACGUGAAUUCCUGCUUUAAUAUUUUCUGACUGUACACUGUAUUUCUAACCUAUAUUUUAUGCGUUUGUAUCUUACAUCCUCGCACAAUCCGGUGCAUAUCAUAUAUCGUACAAAUGAA